AGUUCCUAAACUCCUCUUGUCCCUCUCAGUGGGUGCAGGGAUAUUCAUGGCUCUGCCCUCUACCAGGGGCCUCUCUGGGGCCCAUUCUAAGCUGCCAAGGAUACAGCACCCCGACCUGCCCCGCGGGGACCCAGAAAGCCUUUCGGUGCGGGGGUUCUCCAGAUCUGAGGGGAGGGGCGAGACCGACCUGGAGAAACAUCUCAAGACCUUCCGGACCGAGGAGCUGGAUGACUGGAAGAAGCUGGACCACUGGGCCAACAAUGAUAGAAAACAUUGGGAGAGAAAUGGAAGAACAGAGAAAAAAGUAUCCGCGGUGGAAACAAACUCCAAUAUGGAGAAACAGUGCGAAGAGCUGAGGUUCCGGCUGUUGGAGAAGAUAACUUCUGGCGGAUUCUACGACCUGAGGCGUCUGUUCUGGUCACAUGACCCUGAAGGUAGAGGCAGAGUAAACAGAGACGCAUUGCUGAUCAUCCUGACCACAUUGCUGGGGCGCUUCAUCCAUAAGUCGGUGUUUCAGCAUCUCCUAUCCAGAUUGCAACUGGAAGGGAAGCCAGUUAUUACCUUUGAUGCCUUUUAUGAUCAUUUCAAACUUGAGGAAGAUAACUCCCCUCCUGAAUGGCUGGACCCCAUGAAGAGGAAUCGUAAGGGGGCUAUGAAGACAGCUUAUGACGUUCAUUUAGAGUUGAAGAACAUGGCUAAUAACAGGCACUUUGAACUGUUGAAAUUAUUUCCAAACGAUUGUCUGAACGCUACGGAACUCCGCUCUGUCCUGACCAAGAUAGGGAUUAAGAUGUCAGAGGAGGAAUAUAAGAAGUUGUGGAGAAGAUACGCCAAGGAUGACGCUGAUGUUCUGAGGUUUGACGACUUGCAGUAUCAUCUAGGUACCAAAAAACUGGAGGAAAACCGCGGUCUGCUCCUGUCUGCGCUGCAGAAGGUGUCUGACAGCCAAGAGCCCCAGCCAAUAAAAACAACCAAUAAAAUAGUCUACAAAAUGGGAAAUGAAAGGAAGCUGUCGCUGAGUAUAGAGAAGUGGCUGAAGGAGAAGUUCAGGGAAGGGGCUCGAGCCAUGAAGACUGAGUUCUCGGUAUAUGACCCUCAGGGAUCUGGGAUGGUUUUAAAAGAAAACUUCCUCCAAGUCCUGGAGACGUUCCAUCUUCACCUCACCAAGGACCAGUUGGGUCAUUUCUUGUCUCGUUGUGGAUUGGAUGAGACAUUGACCAAAGUCAAUUACCUGGAAUUCCUGCAGCGUCUCCAGACGAGGAGUCAGAAUGGAAAAGCGUACGAAUUCCUGUGUAAGCCUGAGCUGGGGACUGAGAAGAGACAAUCACGUUCAUGGUCUACAGGCAGCAUUACAGAAGACAAACUUGUACAGUUUUUCCAUGCUGAUUUUAACUCCCUCCUUUCUGAAUUUAGGAAAGCGGAUAAAGAUAACCUAAAGGUUAUCAGCCCCCGGGACUUUAGAGCGAUCCUAGAGAAAAGAUUUUCUCUGAAGGUAACAGAGGAGGAGUUUGUCCAUCUGUCGGAGACGUUACCCGUGGAUCAUGACGGGGACAUCAGAUAUUUGGAGUUUAUGGCCAAAUUCGAUACCAGGGACGGAAAUUUAAGCAUCUGGGACGGACGGGAGACGGUCCUGACUGACUACAGCCGAAAGCCAAAAGUAACCGAUACAAGUGGUGAUGACAAAAAUAGUCACUCGAGGAAGAGGAGCGUGGAGCAGCUCACAGAAAUCAUUAAACAUCUUGUCAAAAACAACUACGAGAUUCUGGAGAGGAACUUCAAUGAGACGUACGACCGAAACACGCGGAGAAUGACGGCGGAAACAUUGUAUCAGCUACUGAAAAGAUGUGACGUCAGACCGGAGAUAUCUAGAGAAGACGUAGGCCGAAUCUGGAAGACCCUCAUUCUCAAUCAGGACCAGACGGUCGACUUUUUCCAGUUUGUUCGCCAUUUUGGUUUCUCCAUAAAGUCUUCGUGCUUCCCGAAUGCUAAAAUCUCUCCUCCAGUGAGAGGUGACGGGGACUGCCUGAUACGUUCUUUAAAGCUCAACUCUGACACCAAGAUUAUUGAGAAUUUCCUGCAGACAAAGGUGAAGCUUCUCCUUGAUGACCUUUGGGUCCAGUUCAGGGACUUGGAUCCCCAGAAUUCUGGAUAUGUCACCAGAGAAGAAUUUCUCGAUAUACUUCAAGAGCUGAGUCCUGACCUAACCAAACACCAGUGGGACACCAUCGCCGCCAAGUUUAGUGAAGGACAGAACAGGAUUUCCUAUGUGAAGUUUCUUCAGCCAUAUCAGCCAGGAAGGAAUAUGAAUAAACAAGGUGGAGGAAAAGCAAUGAAGAGGACGUCACCCAAACCGUCUGUAGUCGGCGGCCUUGACGCCAUCACAACCAGACUGCGUCAGAAGAUCUCCAGCACAGAGCGGAGGAAUCUUCUUCAGUCCUGUGCUAAGAUGGACAAGGAUGGAUCGGGCCUCCUCAGCCUCCCGGAGUUCAGAUCUGUGGUGAAGCUGUGUAAUAUGGUGCUAGACGAGGACGAUAUUUAUCACAUCAUGUCUCAUUACGAUAAGGAUUUAGCUGGGAAGAUUGACUACACCCGACUACUGUCAGAUGCCAGAAAGAGCAAGUGAGGAACAAACCCACCAGGAAGAGUAAUAAACACGACCAGAUAUAUACAUAUAUAGAAAAAAAGACCAGAUCACCGCCCUGUGAUUUCUUUCAAUUGGAGGAACUUCUGUGGUUACUUAGAAGAACGGAACCAAUGGCCAAGUCGCAUACUUGGUGUGUGAACAGGCAACAAAAAAAGAGAUGAAAAUUCCAGCUCCCAAAAAUAAGAUAAAAGUCCAAAAUGUAUUUCACAUGAUUAAAAAUGAAUGCAAAAAAAUGAAAACCAAAAAAGGUGAUUUUAAAAGCAUAGCAGAAAUGCGGACGCGUUUCUAACCAUCAUGGUUCUUAGUCAUGGCACAACACUGACUGUC
This is a messenger RNA of Hyla sarda, 2971 nucleotides long. RefSeq names its product EF-hand calcium-binding domain-containing protein 6-like. The coding region runs from base 47 to 2623 and encodes 858 amino acids. The transcript has 18 exons. NCBI's taxonomy places the organism in Eukaryota, Metazoa, Chordata, Amphibia, Anura, Hylidae. The record is from RefSeq and is a predicted model, not a curated record. Gene Ontology annotation, cellular component: nucleoplasm. Gene Ontology annotation, molecular function: calcium ion binding.